CUUCAUAAUAGAUUUGGAUAAUGGUACAGAGUGCACUUACAAAGUUUGCAGACAAUGCCAAGCUGUAGGUACCUCUGGAGUCCCACAACGCAGCGACCCAGCGAUGGCGGGAAGAAAUGCUAUGGAGAGCUGGGUGUGGAUGUGGCAAGCGCUGGUUUUCAAUCAGCUGCUCUGUGGAGUGGCCCUGCUACACCAUGGCAGGGAUCCACAGCGUCAGGUGCAGCCACUCCACAGUCUGUCAUGGAGCUUCCUCCAGGUGCUAACUCCGACCAAAGGGAGUUUCCAGCCUCCCAAGAGUAACAUGAGGCAACAUAUACGUAGGAAACGCCUGUUUGGUGUGCAAGGUUCAGAAUCGGCCCAUUUCUGAGAACAAUAAAAAGAAACUAAAUUCCUCUCUUCUCUGCAGAAGCAGCCAGGGCUGCCGCGAAUCCCCCACAACUGCUCCUAGCUGAACUGACUUGUUCGGUGUGCCUAGAUUAUUUUAAAGGUCCAGUGUCUCUAGAUUGUGGGCACCAUUUCUGGCAGGCCUGCAUCGCUCAGUGCUGGGAGGCGUUGAGUACGAACUCCCACUGUCCUGAGUGCAGAGAAACCUUCUCCCAGAGAAACUUCAAACCAAACAGACAGCUGAGGAAUAUUGUAGAAGCGUCCAGAAUGCUUACGCUGGAGUCAGCAAAAGAACCAGAAGUUGAGACAGUGCGCGAAAAACACCAGAGGGCUUUAGAUGUCUUCUGUCAAGAGGAUCAAAUGCCCAUUUGUUUGGCUUGCCAUCUGUCCAGAGAUCACAGAGAACACACUGCAGUUCCCAUAGAGGAAGCUGCUGAGGAAGGUGGGUUUGUCAGCGGUUUUCUGUCAUAUGGCAUUAUUCUCAGUUGUAUCAUGCGUGUCGUUUUUGUCCCCUGGGCUGCCUCGGAACUGAGUGUUCUGGGCGGAUUUACUGAUACAGCCAUUUACUGCCUGGAACAAUCACUUGCAGCCAACGUGACUCUGGAUCCAGACACGGCCCAUCCCGACCUCACCGUGUCUGCGGAUCGGAGACGUGUGAGAUGGGGAGACACACGGCAGGAUCUGCCUGACAACCCUGAGAGAUUUGACACUAAGUCCUGUGUGCUGGGCUGUGAGGGAUUCAUCUCGGGCCGACAUUACUGGGAGGUGGAGGUGGGGGUGGAGGCGAUGGGAGUCUGUGCUGUGGGGGGGUGGAAGGGACGGAUCCGCCCUAACCCCGAGGAGGGGAUCUGGGCUGUGCUGUGCAGUGAGGAUCAGUCCCGGGCUCUCACGUCCCCUGGGCAGAGCACCCCCUUGUCCCCAAGCCAGGCACCCCGCAGGAUCCGGGUUUAUCUGGACUAUGAAGGGGGGCGGGUGGCGUUUUUCGAUGCUGGUCGCGGGGACCCGAUCGUCACUUUCCCACCGGCCGCUUUCGCCGGGGAGAGAAUCCGCCCGCUCUUCUGGGUUGGUGUUAGCGUGCGGCUCCUCUAGCCCCCACCCCCCCUGAUCUCUAUGGCCUGGAGGACUCCGCCAGUCCUCCCCCCCGCACAGACGGGGCUGAAGGGGGGGACGCUCUCCCCGUAGGUCUAUGGCUGUGGAGGUCUGUGUGAGGCGGCGCUUUAGGCUGGGUCUCUGUGCUCCUUGGAGGCCGACUCUGUGUGGAGUGGGGGGGGGUCCCACCAAGGAAGGAGGGACCCCCUGUGGGAGAGGGGCGCAGUCGAAGGCCAGGGAG
Molecule: messenger RNA, 1714 nt
Organism: Caretta caretta (loggerhead turtle)
Lineage: Eukaryota; Metazoa; Chordata; Testudines; Cheloniidae
Source: RefSeq, a predicted model, not a curated record